GAAGUGAAGCAGGGGAAAUUUCCUCUGACCUACGAUAGUUUGGUUGCCAAACUUGACGAAAUCUUAUUUCCUCUCCAAUACUCCAUGCAACUAAUCAGUGGUUUCGGGGUUAUCCAGGAUAAUUCCAUUUGGAGGCUCAUUGGUGGUCGGCUGUUAUCCAAGGUUCUACAAGCGCAAUCCGAAAAUUUUUACUCGGAUGCAACCAUAUAUGAAGCUCUUCACAAAAUUCUCCUAGAACUGGAUGACCCUAAAGGAUCCAAAAAAGGCAUUUUACAGCAGUUCUUGGCCGAAAGCUGGGCUUGCGGUGCCGGGCUGUCUACUAUAGCCUGUCGAAACUCUGAUUCACCCCCGUCCAAGCCCACGCUAUGUGCCUCCUGCCCACUGGACCAUUUUCCGCACGGCCUUUCUCCGCGGCAGGCCCAGAAGCGUCUCUCCGAAUUGCAGUACCUACGCGGUGAACUAACCCGUAUUGAGCGUGAAUUCGAACGAAUGGUCGCCAGUAGUGCCUUUGUUAGUUUACCGCAAACCCAACGUGCGGCCAGACUCAGUGGACGCUAUCAGGGUUCUCAGAAUAUCGACUCCCAGCUGCCUGACUAUCUUACAAAUGCGCUCUCCCCCGAUGAUCAAGGGCAAGUGCCAGUGGCGGAGUCUGAUCUCGCGGCGUCAGCCCCGCCCUGGCUGUUUCGAGUCCUGGGUGGUCGUCUCGAGGGUGGUUACGUGACGGGAAUGCGGAUUCGUCGAACGGUGUGGAGGGCACUGGUCCAAAGAGCAAGCACUCGCAACUUUGGAGGUGCAUCUGGUCAUCAUGCGGCUAAUGAUGAACGAAUUCAAAAUAUACGGAAAUUGCGUUCUCAGGUGGCCGAACAGUUUAAUGCUCCCGAUUGGCUCUCCUUGGUUUGGCAUCGAUCCGCUCCCGGAGGUCGUGGUCCUGAGAGUCCGCAGAAACUCGUCAAAGAGGUACUUGAACCGCUGCGAAAAAAACUUCUACCACUUGGGAAACUCGAGUGGGUUGUACUCAGCGAGUGGGCGCCACCCUACCUUCGGAUUCCGCCGCUCCUGCCGAAAGUCCCGGAACUGCGUGAGAUGGCAGCCACUAAAGUCUUGCUGGAUGAUCGGCAGCAGUUGCUAGGCGGUAAUUCCGCUGAAGUAAUGAGCGUCGCUGCUGGUUUUGGUACCUGCUUGCAGCACGUCAUCAGCCGGACACCCUCCCACAUGUUCACGGGACUUUCCGCACCUCUGCCAGGAGUGACUUUCGCAGGGUCCACAGGAGGCAUUCCGGUGCGGGACAACUUCUUUCUCACCCAUGACCUUCUGCAGCUCCUACUUCUACGUUCGAGCAGCCUGCGUAGAUCCGUUUUUGGAGAGGGUCACUCAAUGGCGGACUCCCAGAAGGGUCCCAGUUGGAAGUCGGGCGCAGCCAAUGUGAUUGGUAGGCAUUUUCUGUUGCCUCCCCCGUUGUGUGCCACGCAGUACAGCCACUGGCGGAUUUUCGACCAGGGAUAG
Dibothriocephalus latus is the source of this 1503-nucleotide messenger RNA. NCBI's taxonomy places the organism in Eukaryota, Metazoa, Platyhelminthes, Cestoda, Diphyllobothriidea, Diphyllobothriidae. The record is from the annotation of a GenBank genome assembly.